This is a messenger RNA of Knipowitschia caucasica, 660 nucleotides long. The record is from the annotation of a GenBank genome assembly. Lineage: Eukaryota; Metazoa; Chordata; Actinopteri; Gobiiformes; Gobiidae.
AUGGAAGAAGAAACAGAAAACCCAGAAAACCCAUUUCCAGCAGAAGUUUGUCUUUUUGAAGAGACUUUCUCCAACGACAGUGUUUACAGAGUGGGAGGACAGGACCUGCUCAUCAGGCAGAGGUUCGGGGGAGACCUGGGGGUCUCUGCAGCAGUCUGGGACUCGGCUGUACAGUUGAGUGAGUUCCUGCAGAGUUUGGAGCUAAAAGGAAAACGAGUGAUUGAACUGGGAUCUGGAACUGGACUGGUGGGAAUCUGUGCUGCACGCCUGGGCGCAGCCGUGACCCUCACAGACCUGCCCCGGGUCCUGCCUCAGCUGCAGCAUAAUGUGAGUGCUAAUGCGCCCCCUGGUGGCUGGAGGCUGACCCCCGCAGUGCGGCCUCUGUCCUGGGGUGAGGACCAGCAUGUGUUCCCCCCGCAGUGGGACCUGGUGCUGGGGGCAGACAUCGUGUACCUCCCCCACACGUUCCCGUCUCUGCUGGACACGCUGCUGCACCUCUGCGGCCGCUCCACGCUGCUCCUGCUCUGCUCCAAGAUGAGACGCGAACACAUGACGCACACGUUUUAUGAUCAGUACCUGCGGCGAGAGUUCCAGGUGGAGCUGCUGCGGCAAGACCCAGAGCAGAACAUCAACAUCUACACGGCUGCUCUGUGGACCUAG